UGAAUGUAUUGAACGACAUGGCUUUCUUCACUCAUCCAUGAUGAAGGAAGUGUUUUUUUGCGUAAUUAUUGCAAUGAGUUCUGCCAGGGGCUUCAGGGACAAAGUCUGCAAUCUGGAACCCUUUGUCGAAGGACCUUGUGUGGAAGUAAUGACCCUGUAUUCCUACUUUAGUCCGAGAAAUGAGUGCGUCUUCUGGCAGGGCUGCUUGCUAAAUGGCAAUCAUUUUACCAACAAGACAGAAUGUGAAGCCAAAUGCAAGGUUUAGGGUGGCAUAAUUACAGCACUAGGGAAAACUGUUCAUGUGUUGAGAGAGGCAUUGGAAUUACAUUUGUAAUUGGCUGUCAUUAUAUGUUUUACUUCCUCGUAAUAGAACAGAGCUAUUGCAUUUGUAUUUGUCAAUCGAAGUGCGAUAAGUAAAAUGUAUGUACAAGUAAAUUUCAAUUUUAAUAAAAAUGGUAUACUUGUUGUAUAGAAA
This is a messenger RNA of Drosophila biarmipes, 475 nucleotides long. Its product is annotated as BPTI/Kunitz domain-containing protein 4. The transcript is spliced from 2 exons. NCBI's taxonomy places the organism in Eukaryota, Metazoa, Arthropoda, Insecta, Diptera, Drosophilidae. The coding region runs from base 38 to 265 and encodes 75 amino acids. Gene Ontology annotation, molecular function: serine-type endopeptidase inhibitor activity. The record is from RefSeq and is a predicted model, not a curated record.